CCACAAAUAAACAAUUUUUGAACUUUUAUAAAAACGAGGCGAUUUUAAGUUUGUUUUGUGUGUUUAUCGCCCACGGGCUAGGGUUUCCAUCGCCUUCUCUAGCUUAACGGCCAUGGACAAGUCUGAGGAACUGCAGCAAUUUCUAGAGCUAGAGAAGCAGAAAGCCAUGGUGAGUGAGAUGGUGGGAAAGCUGACCAAUGUUUGCUGGGACAAAUGCAUUACAGGCACUCCUGGAAGCAAACUCAGCUCUGGUGAGUCCUCCUGUCUCACCAAUUGUGCCCAACGCUAUAUGGAUAUGAGCAUCAUCAUCAUGAAACGCUUCCAGUCCAUGCAGUAAAUUAUGUAUAUCGGAACAUUUACAUAAAUACCCACUCAAUUCUUAUGUAUUUACAUGUCUAACAUUUGAACUUGGAAUUUGUAAGGACAUAGGACUUCGGUGGUAUGUAUGUAAAUGACCCGUAUAUGCAUUAUUAUUUUUAGUUUGUGAUUUCUGUUUUAUAUCUGAAUUUUAUUGUCAACUUGGAAUGCUCUUUUUAUUAGUUUGAUUGAGUAAAA
This is a messenger RNA of Phalaenopsis equestris, 555 nucleotides long. RefSeq names its product mitochondrial import inner membrane translocase subunit TIM8. Bases 113 to 337 code for a protein of 74 amino acids. Lineage: Eukaryota; Viridiplantae; Streptophyta; Magnoliopsida; Asparagales; Orchidaceae. The record is from RefSeq and is a predicted model, not a curated record. The transcript has 2 exons.